Messenger RNA from Papilio xuthus (Asian swallowtail), 1446 nucleotides. Its product is annotated as zinc finger protein 33A-like. NCBI's taxonomy places the organism in Eukaryota, Metazoa, Arthropoda, Insecta, Lepidoptera, Papilionidae. Gene Ontology annotation, molecular function: zinc ion binding. The record is from RefSeq and is a predicted model, not a curated record. Gene Ontology annotation, cellular component: nucleus. Bases 133 to 1185 code for a protein of 350 amino acids. The transcript has a single exon.
AAAUAUUUUAAUUCUAAUAUGAGUUUGACAUUUGUAUUCACGAAUUCGUUAUCAAUGAUGAAAGUUUACUAGUUUACGUUGAUUUUAAAAGUUAUUGUUUUGUGUAUCAAAUAAUUUAAAAAUCGCUUUACCAUGGUGACUUCAUAUUACAUAAUGAAAAUGUCGCAAAAUAAAUUCGACGCCAUUAGUUACUAUAGCAAAAUAAACGAGUCGCCGGUGAAGAAAAACACAGAUUAUGAUUGCUGUAGAAUAUGUUUACAACAAGGAAUAAUAUCAAUUUAUGAAAAUGAAGAUUCGUCAGAGAUUUUGGAAGCUAUAAGCAUAUUCGCAGGUUUUGAAGUCACAGAAAAUGAUGAAUUUUCUAAACAUUUAUGUCGUUUUUGUUACAAUUUUCUUCAAGGCGCUAUUUUAUUUAGAAAAACGGCUAAGAAAUCGGCAGAAGUUUAUAAUCUUCCAGUUAAAGAGGAGAUAAUAUUAAAUCAAAACCAAGAUCAAAUAGAAACAGAUAAUUCAACUCAAAAUUACACUGACUGUUAUAAUUACGACUCUAAACAAGAUUGGUCCCCUGAAAAUGACAUACAAGAUAAAAGCACUAAAAAAUUGAAGCAAGCAACAAAAGUAACAUGUCACAUUUGUAACAAAGUUGUAAAUAGAUCAUAUUUCAAAGAGCAUCUAACAAUGCAUGAUCCGAACCAUCUUAAAUAUGUUUGUGAUGUUUGUGGGAAAUCAUUCAGAUUGAGAUGUGCAUAUCACAAUCACAGUCUACGUCAUAGAGAUGAUUUCCCUUUCAAAUGUCAAUUCUGUCCAUAUAGAGGCAGAUACGCUGAGCUACUGAAAACACACAUGAGAACCCAUACAGGGGACUACAGAUAUAUGUGUACAGAAUGUCCCGCUAGAUUUUUAUUUAAGAGUAACUUAAACAGUCAUAUGUUAAAACAUAAAGAGCCUCAAUUCAAAUGCAAUGCUUGUAAAAGAGCCUUCCACACCGAACAGAUGUUACAAAGACAUUAUGAGGCUGAUCAUUUGGGUAUAAAAAAUCAUGUUUGCAAUAUGUGUGGGAAGGCCUUUGGUUAUAGAAAUGCUAUGAUGAAACAUCAACGUCAUGUACAUAAAAGAGAAAAGUUCUUGUUUGGCAGAAUGCCUUCAUAUUUAGAAGCGGAACAGAAACAUCAAGAAGAUGGCUGAAUCAACAUAACUCAAGCCCAUAACCAAAAGGGAUAGACAGAGGUCAUGAACCAUUUGGCGCAGUCCUGACGGCUGAAACAAUGUUGAAAUAUUAACUGAAGCAUAAAAAUAGUUAAUACAAAAUGUCUGAGAGAUUAAAAUGUGAACAUAAAAAUAUGCUUUUAUAAAUAUGAACAUAUUCUAGACAAGUUUAUUCUGUGCAAGUUGUGUUCAGAAAAGUAAAUUUAUCACUUAUUAUUAUAAUCUACUAUCCUUAGUCAG